AUGAACGUGCACUGGAAGCCGCGCGGCGGCGCUCGGGCGUCAGUCGGCAACAUCAACGCCGUCGAGUUUGACCCGGACGUGGAGUUGCUCUGGGUCAGUGACAGCUUUGGCCGGCUGAUGAGCUUCACGACGCAGAGCCAGACGAACACGCUCACCUGGACGGCGUACUCCUCCUUCUCGGCUUCGACGCGGCCGCUGUCCGGCAUCUUUUUUCUCCCGCUGGGCGGCGAAAAAAUCGUGACGGUGGCGGACCACAACGUUAUUCGCGGCUACAAGCGGGGCGGCGCGCUGUUCCUCUGCCGUCCCCUGCCCCCGCAGUCGCAGAGUCACAUCGAGCUUUUUCAUGCGCACGGCGGCACUGGGGUCGUGAGCUUCACCGGCGACGUUGGGCUGACGCGCUUUUCCAUCGGCAACGAGGGCGCCGACCGCUGCGUCACGGUGCCGCUGGGGGAGUCGACGAAGGUGGUAGCGCUGCAACAGACGGAGCGGUGGGUCAUCACGGGCAGCACCUCCGGCAGCAUCGUCGUCCGCGACAGCAACGACCUGCAGGUUGUGGACACGGUGCCCGCGUCGCGGCAGCGCGUGCUGGCGAUGGACGCGUACGACGACACCAUCGUGGCUGCCGUGGUGGAGCGCUCCAUGACAAGCAGCGUGCGCGUGUACGACGUGCGCAGGUUGGCUGAGCCGGUGAUCACAGUUGGCGGAAUUCCCUCCGACACCGUCUCGCAGGUGCGCCGUUACCGCGACUCAUUCGGCAUUUCGGCGGAUCGCGCGUUUGUUCUGACGUCGUGCGGGUUUCACAUUCUGCAGAUGGACCAGCCAUCCCCGGUGUUCAGCUCCAGCGGCAUGCUGGACGACGCCUGCACGGCGGUGAGCGUCUCCCCCAACGGCAUGUGUGCCGCCAUCGGGAACGACAAGGGCUACUUCGUCGCCCUCGCCCACCCGGCCACGCGGGAGGACUACGUCAUGUCCCGCUUUGAGAAACCCCAGCGGCCGGUGAACCCCGUCUUCACGCAGAGCUGGGCGGAGAAGAAGGAGGGCGACACAUUCGCCUACUUUGACGAGACGCUGCCGGCGGCGGAGCUCGCCUCCAGCUGGCCGCCCGAGAACUACAUGAUCCUCACCGUCCCGGCCCCCACCCGCUGCCUUAACGUGGAGUCCCGCACCGUGCUGCAGAACCGCUGGGGGUUCCUGCGCGCCGACUCCUACUUGCCCGACCCGAAGGACAAAGUCGCGUCGGAACUGCCGGACCCGUUCCCGUUUAACCUCGGGCUCGGCAAGGACCCGGCGGCGGUGCAGCGGAAGCUGCAGGAAAUGAAAAAGGGUCAAAAGCGGCGCUACUUUGAGUUCCGUGAUGGCUCCGCCGGGGACUACGCCCCGCUUGAGCCGGCGAGCCGCGUCUGCUACAGCAUGCACCACCGCUUUGACUGGGAAAGCCACAACGCGAUCCCACGCGACGUAGUGGGCCUCGACAACAGCUUCCCCGAGUGCUGGUUCACCACACUACUGCAGUCGCUCUACCUCUGUCACCCGCCAGUGUACCCCGUUCGCAAAGUCGUUUUGCGCCACCUCUGCACCCGCGAAUACUGCAUCGCGUGUGAGACUUCGAUUAUAUUUGCGAAUAUGCUGAUGACCUCCGCGACAGGGCUUGACCCGAUUGUGCAGGUUGCCAACCUAAUCCGCACCAUGUACAAGCUGCCUGCAACAGAUUCCCUCUUUGAGCCUGUCAAGUCCCGUGACGAGGCGGUAAAACGGAUGCACACGGCACAGUCGACCCUGCUCGAGGCGCUGCAUCGCGGGCUGCAGGAUGAGAAGGCGUACCCCUUCAUGGACUACAAACCUCCAUGCCCCGACUUUGAGCGCUCCAUCGCGUGCCUCUUUGGCACGGAGUUCUCCUCCGGUGGAACAGUCCACCUGGAGCCCCAGUUCUACUGGGAUGUUCCUCCCUCCGCCCUCAAGGUUAAUGAGGGGCUGCAGCACCUGCUCAAGCAAAUUGAGUCCUACAGGGAUGAAGUGCAGAUCAAACGUCUGCCGCCAAUUAUUGUGUUGCGCCUGAAUCAUGAAGGGGGAACUCUGAAGCCGCCGAGCUGUUUGCAUAUCUCUCGCGAGGCGAAGGAGGAUUCCAACUACGUCUUGUGCAGCAGCCUCAUCCAUCUCUCCGACGACGCCAAUGACCCUGGUCGCUUUGUGAUUCACCAACGCAUACUUGAUGAUCGGUUUAGCCUGAUAAACGAUUAUCGCGUGACGGCGCCGAUGGAGGAGCAGGAGCUGGAGGACUCGAUGCCUGCAUUUCACUCCCAUCGGGCUGUGGUGGCGUACUACGCCCUCGACAAGCUGGCGCCGCCGCCCUACAGCCUACAAGACGGCAACCGUCCACCCAACAUGUUUGAGGUGCUUGGGCCGCUGCUGCUCAACGACGUUCUUGCGAAGCCGCUGCAGCGUGACCCGUCUGCACAACGGUUCAAGUCACCACUUGCCUCCUUCUACGAGAUCAAGCCCAAGGACUUGGUCGCAUUGGAUGCGGAGUACGUGGUGUUGAGGUGGAACAGCCGGUGCGUGGAUGCGGGAGUCGAGAAAAAACCGUCGCAUAAGACGCAUAUGGCGCUUGCACGGCUGAGCUGCAUUCUAAGCAGUGCCCCAGGGGAGGAGCGAACCAUCGUGGACGAUUACGUGCACACGCCCGAGGUGAUUCAGGACUACGUGACGCAGUACAGUGGCAUUCACCCCGGCGACCUGGACCCGCUUAAAUCCUCCAAGUGCCUGACGAGCCGCAAGGCAACGUACUUGAAGCUUCGUGCCCUGGUGGAUCGCGGCGUUGUGUUUGUGGGUCACGGGUUGUACCAGGACUUCCGCGUGUGCAACAUUGCGGUCCCCACCGAGCAGAUCAUCGACACCCUCAUGAUGUUUCACAAGCCCGGUGGCAGGUACCUCUCGCUCCGCUUUCUUGCCUACCACGUGCUGGGGGAGCGUGUGCAGGAGGGCGAGCACGACUCCGUCGAGGACGCCCGCACCUCCCUGCGCCUGUACCGCAAGUACCAGCAGCUGGUGCGCGAGGGGAAGUUUGACGCCGUCCUCGACAAGCUGCUUGCGACCGGGGCGGAGACGAGCUGGUACGUGCCGGAGAGCCGUGAUGCCUAUGGCGUGUCCCCCGCGGCCUCCACCGGCAUCUCGGGCUCGCCACUCUUCCCCGACGCCCCUGCGACGCUGGUGGAAGCCGCGGGGGACGUGGAGGACGGUGGAUGCGCCUCCGCGGUGUAG
Messenger RNA from Trypanosoma conorhini, 3258 nucleotides. RefSeq names its product putative cysteine peptidase, Clan CA, family C19. Gene Ontology annotation, molecular function: protein binding; nucleic acid binding. Gene Ontology annotation, cellular component: P-body; PAN complex. The record is from RefSeq and is a predicted model, not a curated record. NCBI's taxonomy places the organism in Eukaryota, Euglenozoa, Kinetoplastea, Trypanosomatida, Trypanosomatidae. The transcript has a single exon. Bases 1 to 3258 code for a protein of 1085 amino acids. Gene Ontology annotation, biological process: nuclear-transcribed mRNA poly(A) tail shortening.